This is a messenger RNA of Ostreococcus lucimarinus CCE9901, 1638 nucleotides long. RefSeq lists its product with no specific name. Gene Ontology annotation, molecular function: L-aspartate oxidase activity. The transcript has 2 exons. The record is from RefSeq and is a predicted model, not a curated record. The coding region runs from base 1 to 1626 and encodes 541 amino acids. Gene Ontology annotation, biological process: NAD+ biosynthetic process. Lineage: Eukaryota; Viridiplantae; Chlorophyta; Mamiellophyceae; Mamiellales; Bathycoccaceae.
AUGCGCGGCGAAUCGGAGAUCUCGCGCGCGCGCGCGCGACGAGGGCGAGGACGCGGCGCGACGGAGGCGCGCGUGCGCGUGGAUUUCGCGGUGAUCGGAAGCGGGAUCGCGGGACUGUCGUACGCGCUGGACGCGGCGGAGGUGGGAGAGGUGGCGAUCGUGACGAAGGCGCGCGCGUUCGAGGCGGCGACGACGUACGCGCAGGGCGGCAUCAGCGCCGUGGUGGAUACGCUCGAUUCCGUGGAUGAGCACGUGCGGGACACGUGCGUCGCGGGUGGGUUUUUGUGCGAUGAAAAUGCGGUGCGCGUGAUGGUGGAGGAUUCGAAGGCGGCGGUCGAGACGCUCAUCGAGAGAGGCACGCGGUUUACGCGAGACGACGCCGACGGACGCCUGCACCUCGCGCGCGAGGGAGGGCACAGUCGGCAUCGCAUCGUGCACGCGGACGACAUGACGGGAAAGGAGAUCGAGCGCGCUUUGCUCGAAGCCGCUAAGGCGAACCCGAGGAUUACGUUUUACGAGUAUCACUUCGCCAUGGAGUUGCUCAAGACGCGAGACGGCGAACGCUGCGCCGGGGCGCUCGUCGUGGACGAAGCCCGAGGUAAGACGAUAGCCUUCGUCGCGUCGUCCACCGUGCUGGCGUGCGGUGGCGCCGGACACCUAUUUCCGAGCACGACGAAUCCCGUGGUGAGCACGGGCGACGGCAUCGCCAUGGCGACGCGCGCGGGCGUCGCGGUGGCCAACAUGGAGUUUAUGCAGUUUCACCCCACCGCGCUGUACACGGGCGAAGGCGGCGCCGCGAAGCUCAACCAAAACGAAAAUGCAUUUUUAAUCACGGAAGCCGUGCGCGGGCACGGUGGUCGGCUGUACAACGCCGAGGGCGAGCGCUUCAUGGCGAGAUACGACGAGAGAGAAGAACUCGCGCCGCGAGACGUCGUGGCGAGAAGCAUCGAUAGCGAGAUGAAACGCACGCGAGCGCCGUGCGUGUUUUUGGACAUCACGCACGUCGACGGAGAAGAGAUUCGACGCAACUUCCCGGGAGUCGCCGCGGAGCUUGAUCGUCGAGGAUUGGACAUGACGAAGCAGCGCAUUCCCGUCGUCCCCGCGGCGCACUACAUGUGCGGCGGCGUGAGCACGAACGAAAACGGCGAAACCUCCUUGCGUGGAUUGUUUGCGUGCGGCGAAGUCGCGUACACCGGCGUGCACGGCGCGAAUAGGUUGGCGAGUAAUUCUUUGCUCGAGGGUAUCGUCUUCGCGCGUCGCGCGCACGACUCGUGGGAACGCGACACUCGUCGCGAAAUUCAACGCACGAUGUGGAACGCGGCGGGAAUCGUUCGAACGACGGCGGAGAUGGAAGUCGCGCUCUUAAAGCUUCGAGAGCUCGCCACCGCGUGCGAGGAACGCCUGAGUGUGACGAAGGGCUACACCAUGCAGCUCGCUGAGGUCAUGAAUCUGCUCGACGCGGGUGAGCUCAUGUUGCGGUGCGCGCUCAUGCGUAAAGAGUCUCGCGGCUUACACUACACCUUGGACUACCCCGAAGCCGUGGAUGACGAAAAGAAACCUACCUUUAUCGCCGACGGCGCGACUCGCCCGUCUCUCACUCGUCGGCCCGCGCCCGCGCCGAGAUAAACUCCUUAGAUU